This is a messenger RNA of Gekko japonicus, 4136 nucleotides long. It is a transcript of the gene ABLIM1, whose product is annotated as actin binding LIM protein 1. Gene Ontology annotation, molecular function: actin filament binding. The transcript has 26 exons. Lineage: Eukaryota; Metazoa; Chordata; Lepidosauria; Squamata; Gekkonidae. Gene Ontology annotation, cellular component: stress fiber; actin cytoskeleton. The record is from RefSeq and is a predicted model, not a curated record. Gene Ontology annotation, biological process: cilium assembly; lamellipodium assembly; cytoskeleton organization. Bases 131 to 2134 code for a protein of 667 amino acids.
UGUGGAGGGAGAAGUCGUGACCGCCCUUGGGAAGACCUAUCAUCCCAACUGCUUUGCCUGCACUGUGUGCAAACGUCCUUUUCCUCCAGGGGACCGGGUUACCUUUAAUGGAAGAGACUGUCUCUGUCAAAUGUGUGCUCAGCCAAUGUCAUCCAGUCCAAAAGAACUCUCCAAUUCCAGCAAUUGUGCAGGCUGUGGAAGAGAUAUAAAAAAUGGACAAGCAUUACUAGCCUUGGAUAGACAGUGGCAUUUGGGAUGCUUCAAAUGUAAGGCCUGUGCAAAGGUGCUGACUGGAGAAUACAUCAGCAAAGAUGGUGCACCUUACUGUGAAAAGGACUAUCAGGUUCUCUUUGGUGUGAAAUGUGAAGCAUGCCACCAGUUCAUUACUGGGAAAGUCCUAGAGGCUGGUGAUAAGCAUUACCAUCCGAGCUGUGCACGAUGCAGCAGAUGCAGCCAGAUGUUCACAGAAGGAGAAGAAAUGUACCUGCAAGGUUCCACAGUUUGGCACCCCGAUUGUAAACAGUCCACUAAGGGAGAAGAAAAGCUGCGGCAUUCCUCAUCUGAUUACCUUUAUACAAAGAGUUUGGUACUUCGUAGACCACGCUAUUCAGAGCUGUUUUCACCACCUUGUAUAAUGAACUCCAUCAAAAAACUAAGGCAGCCUACAAGAACAUCCUCAGAAAGUAUUUAUUCCAAAACUGGCUCCAGUAUACCUGGCUCACCAGGACACUCAAUCUAUGCAAAAGUAGACAAUGAGAUCCUUGAUUAUAAGGAUCUAGCAGCCAUUCCCAAAGUCAAGGCCAUUUAUGACAUUGAGCGUCCAGACCUAAUUACUUAUGAGCCCUUCUACACUUCCGCCUACGAGGAAAGACAGGAGAGGCAAAGCCUUGGAGAGACUCAGAGUUCCAGAUAUGGCAGUUCUCCUGUGCACGAUGAAAGUUCUCCAAGGACACUGUCUCCAACCCCAUCUGCAGAGGGUUAUCAAGAUCUUCGGGAUCGGAUGAUCCAUCGGUCCACCAGCCAGGGUUCCAUUGGUUCUCCUGUGUACAGCCGUCAUAGCUACACUCCCACAAUGUCACGUUCACCACAGCAUUUUCACAGACCUGAACUGCUGUCUACUGGUGUGCAGCAGUUAUCCCACCUGCGCACUAGCAGUCCCAGCUCCAUCCACAAUGAUUCCCGCCCUUACUCCCCUUUCCGACACCACUUCAUUCCCCAUGUCAAAGAUGCUGCCUCAUUCUUCAUAGGCAAUGAGCCGUCCAGCGGUCGGAACUCCCCUGCCCCUUACCGGCCAGACAGCCGCCCUCUAACACCAACUUACGCUCAGGCCCCUAAACAUUUCCAUGUUCCAGAUCAAGGCAUCAAUAUUUAUAGAAAACCACCUAUCUACAAACAACAUGCUGCUUUGGCAGCCCAGAACAAGUCCUCCGAUGAUAUCAUCAAGUCCUCCACGUUCCCAGCAGCCCACGCUCCAGCACCCAACGAGAUUCCAAAGAUUGAGACAGAAUACUGGCCAGGUCCUCCCUCACUUGCGGCUGUAGGUUCUGACAUGAGACGCAGAUCAACCGGCCGAGAUGAAGAUCUUGAGGAACUUCAGAGGCGUCGACAACUACAGGAGGAACAAUUGAUGAAGCUCAACUCAGGUCUGGGCCAAUUGAUAUUAAAAGAAGAGAUGGAAAAAGAAAGGUUAUCACUUUCCACCAGUCGUCAUGAAUUGCCAGUUAAUUCAGCCUCACAUGCCACUGCCUCUAAAACCUCUUCCCUCCCUGGCUAUGGAAGAAAUGGACUUCAUCGGCCAGUGUCUACAGACUUUGGUCAGUAUAACAGUUACGGAGAUGUGAGCAGUGCUGCUCGAGAUUUCCAGUCCCUCCCAGAUGAUCAUGUCCCUGGAAUGCGAAUGGACAGAGGAGUAUCUAUGCCUAACAUGUUGGAACCAAAGAUUUUCCCAUAUGAAAUGCUCAUGGUGACCAACAGAGGGCGAAGUAAAAUUCUAAGAGAAGUGGACAGAACCAGAUUGGAGCGUCACUUAGCACCUGAGGUUUUUCAAGAAAUAUUCAGCAUGACGAUACAAGAAUUUGACAAGUUACCUCUGUGGAGACGGAAUGAAAUGAAGAAGAAAGCCAAACUCUUCUGAAUCACUCUGUCUUUUUGAAGGGGGAAAAAGCAAAUCACAUAUAGGAUGACAUAUUAUUACCUUAAGUCCAAACACUUUUUGAAGAGUAACCACUCAAGGAGCAAAGAAGAAAAAAAGGGAAGAUCUGAGAGAGGCAUCUAUAUACAUCUUGUGAUUCUGCAAGGGCCUGUCCACUUUGUCAGAGAGCCGUGGCAUGAAAGUGUCUGUGUUCAAAAUCUCAGCAGUGGUUUUCAUGCAUUAUAAAGUUUUUACACAUGUAUUCCCAAUAUGGAGCUGCUCUGCCCUCCCUGUUUUCCAUUUUUUUCAAAGGUCAAAGGGACUACAUUGAUAGAGCCAGGAAGUGCCCAUAGGACACCAAGCCACAAUGAUGUAGUCAUGAUCUUGCCAAGGGAUGAAUGAAUGAAUAUAUUCAGUAGUUAAGGAAGGAAUCCUGUGUAAUAUAUUUAUCCUUUGGGCAUGGCCAUUACAGUUCAUUGGCAUUGUUCUCAAACUGCCUAUUAUUUCUGCUCAUCAGCAAAGCAGGCCAGUGAUGCAGCUCCAGUCCGCUCUGCUGCAAACCAGCCUAAUUCUUUGAGAGCUAACUGCCAGCUUGCACUUGCGCAUAUCUGCUAGGAAUCUCAAUAGCAAAUUGCUGUGGUCGUUGACAGGCCUCCCCUCCUCCAUUUCCCCGAACCCCCCCCUUUAAUUAAUUAAUACAGCUCCUGCUUUAAGCCAAUUGCUUGAUGUUAACAAGAGUAGCAAACAAAAAAGGGUUGGUUUGUCAUGGAGAGGAGGAAAGGGUCUCCAUUCAGACUUGAUGCGAAACCAUGGAGGAACCGGUCAGCACGCAGUUAUUGGAUCCUGGCCUGUCUCAUCGGAUUCUGGCUUUGAGUGUUGUCACUCUUUUCUCCCCCUCCCUACCAGAGACACAGCUACUGCCCCAUCAUCCUGUCUUGUGGGGAUCACUGAUGGCAACAAUUUCAGCACAUCAGCAGCUUGCUACUAUUUGCUGCUGGCAACAGGAAGGUGGUAAAGAUUCUCUUGGGAAGCUGUGGCUGCUCACAGAACAGCAGUCUGCUUCCAAGCCCUCAGAGGCUUGUGUGAGGAGCUGGAAGCCCUUCCCUCAGAAGGGAGAAAAACCCUGAGGGAAUCAAUCUCCCCCUGCCAAUUCCAGUGCACCACUCACACACAGCCGCAACCAACUAAACCCACUCAAAUCGCCUGUGCUCUCUCCAUACAUAACACGUCCAUCAGAUACUGUAUCCCUCCCACCUCAAUUUUUUGACUCAGAAGGUUUUUGACUCCACACAAACGCUUUCUACCUGCCGAUCACAAAUACUUCAAGUGUUCACAGACAGAGGCCAUAAGAACCCAUAUGUUCUGCAGCAGUUUCUACUUAUGCAAUAAACACAUAGGUGAAUAGCAUUACCUGCACUUUCCUGAGCAGAGAAAGCAAUAAUAGCUGUAAAUUCUAGCCAAGAUAAGUUGGAUAUAAAGGGAAGGGGAUGUUGCUGCAGAAAACACAGGAGUAGCGAUUUAGCUUUCUCUUCAUCUAGCCACCCCCUCCCUCCUCCAGCUCCAUUGCCUCACUGUCAUGAAUGUCCAUAGGGUCCUUUUGUAUAAGGCAUUUUGUGGAUGGAGCACAGGAGGUUAAGACAGCCAGGGCUCCAUUGGCAUUGCUUUUUCCCUUAGGGUGGAUGGAAGGAAGGAAGGAAGGAGCUUGUUGCAUUGCUUUGUUUUUAAGAGAGUGGAAGUGGGGUGGAGAGAAGAGUUUGUCUCAAGGGAGUCUUGGCACCAAGGGCAAGGAGAGGCUUGGCCCAGUGAGAGCCAGCUGGAGGCAAGAUAGGUUUCACUUCUGAGCGACUCUUGCCAGACGAUUCAGUCAAUGAUGUGGAGCAUCUGCCAGGAUACUCCAUUUGUGCGUGUGAAGUGUUGUCAUGUUGCACCCAACAUAUGGCAACCCCCGUAGGGUUUUCAAGGCGAGUGAUUAAGCAGAGGUGGUUUGCCAUUGUCUUCCUCUGCA